Molecule: messenger RNA, 2339 nt
Organism: Strigops habroptila (Kakapo)
Lineage: Eukaryota; Metazoa; Chordata; Aves; Psittaciformes; Psittacidae
Gene: BET1L
Product: Bet1 golgi vesicular membrane trafficking protein like
Exons: 4
Coding region: 219-554 (111 amino acids)
Biological process (GO): regulation of retrograde vesicle-mediated transport, Golgi to ER; retrograde transport, endosome to Golgi
Cellular component (GO): SNARE complex; Golgi trans cisterna
Molecular function (GO): SNAP receptor activity
Source: RefSeq, a predicted model, not a curated record
UCAUUUCCUGGCCCCGGCCCUCCCCCGGCCGCGCUCCGCGCCCGGGGCCCGGCCCAGCGCGGCGGGUCGCGGUGCCCCCGGGGAGCGGCGGCCCGGCCCGGCCCGGCGCGGUUCGCUCCCCGCCGCAGCGCACGGAGCAGCAGGGAGUGAGCGGAGGGGGACGGACAUUUUGUGGGGCCGGCGCGGCUCCGCCCGGCGGGGCGGGACCAGCGGCCGCCAUGGCGGAGUGGGGCCGAGGGCCGAGUGCAGGAGCCGCGGAGGAUGUGCUGGACGUGGAGAACAAGCGCAUGGCAGACAGCCUGGCCAGCAAGGUCACCCGGCUCAAGACGCUGGCGCUGGACAUCGACAAAGAUGCUGAGGAGCAGAACCGUUACCUGGAUGGCAUGGACUCGGACCUGCUGAGCGUGACCGGGCUGCUCACGGGCAGCGUGAAGCGCUUCUCCAGCAUGGCGCGCUCGGGCAGGGAGAACCGGCGCCUGCUCUGCUCCGUGUCAGCUGGCCUCAUCGUGGUGUUCGUCAUCCUCUACUACCUGGUGGCCAAAGCAGGGACUUGAGCUGUUCUGUGGGUUUCACACGACAGGAAACACAGUGACUGACAGACCCCGUUCAACGCCUUCCUUGGUCUGCCCCGUGGUGGAGUCCUUGAGGUGUUCCAGACAGACCUUCCAAAUAACUUCUCUUUCCACCAGCUUCUCGUCCUUGUUCUGCUGGUCUCAGACGUCUCUUUAUAAGAUUAUGUGAUUCUAAAUGGAUUUUCAUGUAUAACACAUCCUGAUGUUGUUAAAUGCUUUAACAUCUUUAUCUCUUGCUUUGUUGGCCGUGGCUCACAGCCUGUUUUUAAAGGCUGCUUUUGUGUUACCUCCCUACUGACACUCGGUGCUAGGCUUGUGAGGAGAUGUGGCUCCAGAGACUCAGAUGCUCAGAAACCAGCUGCUCUCAGCUUCCCCUUGGCCCAAAGACCUGUUGAUAGUCGGGGUUCCUGGCUUGAAAUGAAGUCUGCGCUGCUUUGAAAUGAAAUUAGCAGUAGAUUUGCACCCUGAUAGUCCCCAGUUGUUGCAGAGGAGCAAAACUUGAUUUAAAUGCUAGCUCUGUCACCUCUAUCAGCCCUCUGGGCAACACUGGGGAUGAGCCCUGCAAGAAAGGAGGGCCAGAGCCCAUAGCCCACCUCGGUUUGCACACAUACAGUAUCUUCCAGUCCCUUCCACACAGCUGGAAACACACUCCCUUAACUGUAAAGCAGUGUUAAGAGAAUCUGAUGGCAGAAGGUCCAGUUCAGUUCAGUCGUUAUGGUGCACUUUGGGUAGAUGUUGUGCAGAGGUUGAGGUCAAGUGAAACUCCUGCACGGUGCCGCUGGGGUGGUGGGAGGUCACGGAAGGACUGGAUCAGAGGGUGGGUUUGUUUCUCUGUUCAUGGAGAAGGUACCCAGGCUUUGCCUUUCACAGAACUCUGGGAUGCUGCCUGCAGGGCUCGUGGCACAUCCCUCCCGUCCCGUCUCAGAGCUGUCGCUCCCGCAGUGGUGCCGGUUUCCUCUCCCGAGGUGCUGCACGUGGCUCUGGGAGUGCGGGAGCUGGGACCGCUCCUUCCCGUCACCCCCCCAGCCUUGCCCUGGGCUGGUCACUCACACCACGGCCCCAGCUGAGUUCUUCAUAGCUGUUAUCUCAGUCUGCCCAUGACUGAAGCAAUUGCUCUGUAGCUGUCAAGUGCUGUGCCGGUUGGGAGAAAGGAUGUAAAACCAACCACCCUCCGCUGCCUGCUGUGUAAGUGCUGCUGUGUCCCACCCUGGCUCUUUCUGUACCCACUGCUCACGUGUUCUGGUUUUCCUUUGAGAAAGUCCCUGCUGAUUUGCUCUGCAGGACUGAGGCUUUACUCCUCUGACAUUCCAGCCCUUCUCCUCUCCAGCAAGCCUGUGUUCACCAGCGGGGGGAUGUUUCCUUUGGCAUCCCCUUGCACCCAUUAGGAAUUCCCUUGUCCUUGGACUGACCCCGCUCCAGAUCCAUAAGGGGACAGUGUUGUCCGUUGUUCCAGCUGUACCAGACUGUGCCCAGACACUGCACUGGCUGGAUUGGGUGUCUUCAGGCUUCUACCUUUGGGAAGUGCACAGGGAAGGCCAAUAAGAAGGAGGCAGCAGUGACUUUCUCUGGUCCUUCCUCCUGCUUCUCUGGUGAGAUGUGGCAACUCCCAACUCUUUCCAUUUGGAAGAACAACGGGUGAACUGAUGGACUUUGAGUUCCUGAAGCAGAAGGCUCCUGAUGAAAGGCCAUGGCACAGCCUGGUCCUCAUGAUGCUGGUGGGUUUGUUUGCUUCUACUGUUGCAAAUAAAGCUCUGGGUUUAGAAUCUU